Molecule: messenger RNA, 2759 nt
Organism: Astrephomene gubernaculifera
Lineage: Eukaryota; Viridiplantae; Chlorophyta; Chlorophyceae; Chlamydomonadales; Astrephomenaceae
Source: the annotation of a GenBank genome assembly
GCUGUUUGUUGUGUAUGUCGGCGCUGCAUCCGUUUGUGCCGGCCCCAACCCUUCCUGCUGCCCCCAUGGCUCAAUCCUGCUGCGCACUUGCCUCCUCUCUAGCCCGCCCUCUUACCAGCAGUACUGCAUGCGCGCGUGCUGUCCCCGCUGCGAGCCUGCCCUCUCCUUGCUUAGCACGUCCUUCCCUGCCGCCACCCCCGCCGCGGAUUGCUCUCCUUCUCCUUCCCCCGCGCCUUUCCCUUACUCCCUUUGACGCAUGCAGGCCUCCCCUCGUGCUGUAGGAAGCAUCGGAGGGCGGGGACAAGGAGCACUUGGCCACUAGCCCGCUAGCAGCCCCCGCAUGGAGGUAAGACAACAUGUGCAGACAGGUCUUCGUUGCGUAGUUCGGCGCUGCAUCCGUUCCUGCCAGCCCCAACCCUUCCUGCUUCCCCCAUGGCCCAAUCCCACUGCACACUUGCAUCCUCCCUAGCCCGCCCUCUUACCCGCAGCAUUGCAUGCGCAUGUGCUGUCCCCGCUGCAAGUCUACCCUCUUUUAAUUUAGCGCGUCCUUCCCUGCCGCCACCCCCGCCACGGAUUGCUCUCCUUCUCCUUCCCCCGCGCCUUUCCCUUACUCCCUUUGACGCAUGCAGGCCUCCCCUCGUGUUGUAGGAAGCGGAGGGCGGGGACAAGGAGCGUUUGGCCACUAGCCCGCUAGCAGCCCCCGCAUGGAGAUUGCUGUCCUUCUCGUUCCCCCGCGCUUUUUCCUUCCUCCCUUUGACGCAUGCAGGCCUCCCCUCGUGCUAUAGGAAGCAUCGGAGGGCGGAGACAAGGAGCAUUUGGCCGCUAGCCCGCUAGCAGCCCCCGCAUGAAGGUAAGACACAUAUGCGAACAGCUGUUUGUUGUAUAGGUCGGCGCUGCAUCCCUUCCUGCCAGCCCCAACCCUUCCUGCUUCACCCAUGGCCCAAUCCUGCUGCACACUUGCCUCCUCCCUAGCCCUCCCUCUUACCCACAACAUUGCAUGCGCACGUGCUGUCCCCGCUGCAAGUCUACCCUCUCCUUGCUUAGCGCGUCCUUCCCUGCCGCCACCCCCGCCGCGGAUUGCUCUCCUUCUCGUUCCCCCGCGCUUUUCCCUUCCUCCCUUUGACGCAUGCAGGCCUCCCCUCGUGCUGUAGGAAGCAUCGGAGGGCGGGGACAAGGAGCAUUUGGCCGCUAGCCCGCUAGCAGCCCCCGCAUGAAGGUAAGACACAUAUGCAGACAGCUGUUUGUUGUAUGGGUCGGCACUGCAUCCGUUCCUGCCAGCCCCAACACUACCUUCCUGCACACUUGCCUCCUCCCUAGCCCGCCCUCAUCAAGAUAUGCAGACAGUUGCACAACAGCCUACAGUCCUUUCAGCCUCUCCUCGAUGCAUGUUGUUCCCUAAGCACUCUUUCAUGCCACCCCUAUCUUGGUAACAUCGCACCAGAAAAGAUUACAUACCGCAGACAGACAACCGUGUAGUGUUUACCUACGCAUUGUUCUUACGCAUUGUUGGCCCUACGGAUCGUCGCUCUACGCAUCGUUGCCCAACGCAUCGUCGCCCUACGCCUUCUCGCCAUAUGCAUAGUUGCCCUACGCAUUGUUAUAUGGCGUGUACGCAUUGUCCUAUGGCGUGUACGCAUUGUCCUAUGGCGUUUACAACCUAACGUUCACGCGGUGUCGUUUACACACUGUCGUUUACGCAUUGUCUUAUACGCAUUGUCUUAUGACAUUUACGCAUUGUCCUACGACGUGUACGUAUAGUCCUAUGGCAUGUACGUAUUGUACUAUGGCGUUUUUUUUGGCGUCACACCAUGCCGUACUGUACGUCAUAUGGCAUUUACACAAUGUCGUUUACGCGUUGUCAUUUACGUUUUAUCAGCAUCGCUCAGUGAAAGGCGUCCACCCCCUAUAGCUGUGUACGCAUUGUUAUAUUGCGUGUACGCAUUGUCCUAUGGCGUGUACGCAUUGUCCUAUGGCGUGUACGCAUUGUCCUAUGGCGUGUACGCAUUGUCCUAUGGCGUUUACAACCUAACGUCCAUGCGGUGUCGUUUACACACUGUCGUUUACGCAUUGUCUUAUACGCAUUGUCUUAUGACAUUUACGCAUUGUCCUAUGGCGUGUACGCAUUGUCCUAUGGCGUGUACGCAUUGUCCUAUGGCGUGUACGCAUUGUCCUAUGGCGUGUACGCAUUGUCCUAUGGCGUGUACGCAUUGUCCUAUGGCGUGUACGCAUUGUCCUAUGGCGUUUACAACCUAACGUUCACGCGGUGUUGUUUACACACUGUCGUUUACGCAUUGUCUUAUACGCAUUGUCUUAUGACAUUUACGCAUUGUCCUACGACGUGUACGUAUUGUCCUAUGGCAUGUACGUAUUGUACUAUGGCGUUUUUUUUGGCGUCACACCAUGCCGUACUGUACGUCAUAUGGCAUUUACACAAUGUCGUUUACGCGUUGUCAUUUACGUUUUAUCAGCAUCGCUCAGUGAAAGGCGUCCACCCCCUAUAGCUGUGUACGCAUUGUCCUAUGGCGUGUACGCAUUGUCCUAUGGCGUGUACGCAUUGUCCUAUGGCGUGUACGCAUUGUCCUAUGGCGUGUACGCAUUGUCCUAUGGCGUGUACGCAUUGUCCUAUGGCGUUUACACACUGACGUCCACUCGGUGUAUAGUCCUAUGGCAUGUACGUACGACAACAUACCUAAUGGUGAUGUACAGGAUUGAUGCAGGGAUGGCCAGAGGAGCUGGAGUGAUGAGGGGGUGGCGAGGGG